Messenger RNA from Asterias rubens (European starfish), 1179 nucleotides. Its product is annotated as ultraviolet-B receptor UVR8-like. The transcript has 7 exons. NCBI's taxonomy places the organism in Eukaryota, Metazoa, Echinodermata, Asteroidea, Forcipulatida, Asteriidae. Bases 154 to 1179 code for a protein of 341 amino acids. The record is from RefSeq and is a predicted model, not a curated record.
CAAUUAUCCAAUUUUGACAAACUUUGACCGAGGUCGUCUGUGACUGAUGAUCAAUAAUACUUUGAUCGAAUGGACAGGGUAUCACCACGGAUGGAUAAGUAAUAACAUCUCUGCAUAUUCUACAGACUUUGCGCUAUUAAAACAAUUUGCAAAAUGAGUGAUAACUCCAAUGGUGACAGGAGUGAUAUAAAACUCACUGAAUCCAACAACAAUAGUCUAGAAGCUGGAGCUGAUAAUAACAAUGGGUGUAUUGUCUCGUGGGGCUGUGGGGAGUUCGGACAGCAUGGCCAGGGUAACACCAACAACGUAAACGCGGAGGCAUCUUUCAUGAGUGACUUUUAUGAGAAGAUCAAAUCCAGAGGAAAGUCGGGAGAGAUUUCUUCAGGACAGGCUGUCAAAGGGUUGAAGGCAUUUGCAUGUGGAUCCAGCCAUUCUGUAGUUGUGACAGAUUCUGAUGAGAUUUAUACAUGGGGUAAUGGCAACAGUGGUCAACUUGGUUGUGGAAAUAAAGAAACGCAUCUCACACCCCAGAGGGUUCAACUACCCAGCGAAGGCAAAGUGUCGCCCAUCAAAGGCGUAGCUUGUGGGAGUCGUCAUACCACCCUGUGGUUAGAGAACGGCGUGUGCUUCAGCUGGGGAAACAACUUCUAUGCACAGCUUGGAUAUGAUUUCCGAAUAGAAAACUAUAAAGAUAAUCAGGUCUUGCCUCAUAAGUUGAGUCCCAUUGCACAUCAGAAAGUCAAGCAGAUAGCCUGUGGAGAGAAGCACACCUUGUUCCUGUAUGAAACGGGUAUCGUGGCUGCAUGUGGAUCAAAUAGCUUUGGACAGCUCGGAUCCGGUGACCUGGAAGAGCGAGUUUCACCCAAGUCUCUGGAGUCACUAGAGGGGGUAGUUUACAUUGCCUGUGGGGCAAACCAUAGUUUAGUGGUUACAGACACUGGGGAACUUUUCGCGUGGGGUUUGGGUCGAGCGUGCGGAUAUCGCCGGCAGGACGUCUUACAGCCAGUUCGCAUGAUGACUCGUCAGAGCAAUGUGGUCAUGGCAUCGGGCGGCUGUGCACAUUCAGUGGCUCUAACAGGUAAGUCCAUUGUCUUUGACACUCCUUUGUCGCGGCGACGUGUGGUCGCCAUAUUGACUGGAAAGGAUCGGUCACAUGAGGGCGCUGUUGUAUCACUGUGA